CGACCACCGAACCGAUCGGGUCAACGAGCCCUAGAGCACCAAUUGACGUGACGAGAGUGAUACGAAACAGCGACUUUCGACGCCGCAAAAGCAUGGAAUUUCGUGAAGUGGGGAAUGUGCUUUAUGUUACUCCGUGAUAAUGCUAACCUCACCCACAUCGGAGUUUGUGCCUUCUCAGCAGACCCUUGAUUCCAUUCAGUCUCGAGGUGCUCCCGCUGCGCCCAAUACCUCCCAAGGCCAGGUGAUUACGGACAUUACUGGCUGAUGACGCGUAGUGUUGCUCAGGGAAGUUGCUAUAUCGCGUCAGAGUAUGGCCAAAGUGGCCAAGGACGUGCAUCUUCCGCCUAGUGAUGUUGUCAUGCUCAGCGAUCUGCACUGGUGGACGACGGAAGACGAUAUCCGAGUCGUCUCCGCAAGACUUGGAUUCCACUUUGAUCUUUCUGCUAUCACGUUCUCUGAGCACAAAGUCAAUGGGAAGAGUAAAGGGCUUGUAUACCUCGAGUGCGGCAGUCCUCGGAAUGCUGAGAAGCUCAAGAAAUGGUUUGAUGAAAACCAAUUCCAAGGCAGAAUCAUCACGGCUACGAUUGGUACCUCAGCUUACGGCAACCCUUUUCGUACUCUUCCUAAAGAUCCUCCUGUCCGGGCGAUGAUGAAUGCCCAUCGUCAACCAGCUCACGCCGCUAGCUCACAACAGAUAUCAAUGUACUAUCAGCCUAAUGUGCAAACCUUCCAUCCGACGUUUCACUCGAUUCAUACUACUACUGCUACUCACCAACACUCAAAGCCCAAUACUAACGUUAGGCCGGUCAUGCAGUCAUACACCAGCAUACCGUAUGGCGUUCAAGGGAAAAACUUUCAGCAUGUCGCUACUGAUGUUCCUUCUGGUCCGGAGAACUACAACUUCAAUACGUGACGAUCGUCCUCAAAACCCCAGCUUUUCCGCUUUCGUUCGAUCAAGCUUUGGCACUUUUCUAUGACGUACAGAAUCCGCGCGAAAACAUGAUGUUGUAAAGUCACAGUGUAGUAACAUGCUUUCUGUUGUCGUCUAAUUGCCUGUAUAUACAAAUACAAAUGCAGCCCGUAAUUCUUAAUGUCCA
Molecule: messenger RNA, 1097 nt
Organism: Cantharellus anzutake
Lineage: Eukaryota; Fungi; Basidiomycota; Agaricomycetes; Cantharellales; Hydnaceae
Exons: 5
Coding region: 311-913 (200 amino acids)
Biological process (GO): mRNA alternative polyadenylation
Cellular component (GO): mRNA cleavage and polyadenylation specificity factor complex
Molecular function (GO): mRNA binding
Source: RefSeq, a predicted model, not a curated record